Messenger RNA from Aspergillus tanneri, 486 nucleotides. RefSeq names its product SKP1 family protein. The transcript is spliced from 4 exons. Gene Ontology annotation, molecular function: cullin family protein binding. Gene Ontology annotation, cellular component: nucleus; cytoplasm. The record is from RefSeq and is a predicted model, not a curated record. Gene Ontology annotation, biological process: SCF-dependent proteasomal ubiquitin-dependent protein catabolic process; mitotic cell cycle. The coding region runs from base 1 to 486 and encodes 161 amino acids. Lineage: Eukaryota; Fungi; Ascomycota; Eurotiomycetes; Eurotiales; Aspergillaceae.
AUGCCCAAACCCAAAUAUAUUACUUUUACGAGUGCGGACAAUGUCGAUAUUACUGUCGAGCUUGAUACCGCGAAACAAUCUCUUCUCAUUAAGGAUAUGCUAGAUGAUCUGGGCAAUCUGUGUGAGAUAGAAGAAGCCAUACCAAUCCCGAACGCCAGUGAAUCAGUGUUGAAAAAGGUCUUUGAAUGGUGUGAUUAUCACAAACACGACUCUACACCUGACGAUGUUAAUGAUGUUUACUGUGAGGAAAUCAAUGCAUGGGACCAGAACUUCCUGCAGGUUGACCAGGAAAUGCUUUUUGAGAUCAUACUUGCAGCAAACUACCUUGAUAUCAGGAAGCUGCUGGAUCUCUGUUGCAAGACCGUUGCCAAUAUAAUCAGGGGCAAAUCCGCCGACGAAAUCUGCACAAUCUUCCAUAUUCCAAACGAUUACACACUGGAAGAAAAAGAGCAAAUCCGUCGUGAGAACGAAUGGGAAGAGGAGUAA